AUGUUUCAGUUGAAUUCCAUUUCAUUCGGUAUUUCAAAAUCAUUGGCUCCGGACGCGUUGAAUCCAAUUUCAAUAAACGCAACUCGAUAUGCGUUACUUUCGAACAGUCGUGCGCCACUGCUGGAACACGGAAUCUCAGAACAGUAUAAGAGGGAGAUGAUUGCGUUAGCACAACGAAAGAAUAUGUGUUAUACGGGUCAUUCUACGCUGCUAGUACCCUCUCGACUAUGGAAGGUGCCAAAAUCAGUUCGCGGACUAAUCGACACUGUAGAUAUAUGGUUGUUGACGUUGGAGAAACGUGGUUGUGCGAGUCUUUUGAAAGCUGGUGCAUCUGGAGUGGCCGAGGCAUUUGCUCUUAGUCUAUUUGCGUCGAAAUUUUCUGGUGAACAUCUCGAGGUGGACAUGGACCCGACUGAUCUGCACCGCGAGAUGACCAUCGAGAAUUUGUCGUUCUCGAGCGACACAAAACUGUCGAUAGCGGUUCGCUUGGAUGAAGAGAACCGACCAUUCUUUUCACUAUCCUCAACAUCCAAAAUGUUCGUCUGUGACGCAGCAUGUCUGAAUAGGCCACUGGCGCUGGAAAGCACUUGGGUACGCAUACCGGUGAAAAUCACACGGCCAUCGACUCCAAUUUUGUAUUUGUCGAAGAGUAGACACCAUCUGGAGCAAAUGCGAGGAACGAUUCACGUUAUUGAGGUACUGGAAGCACCCGCGCAUGAGCAAGAGCUGAUAGCAUUGCAUAAACACGGUCAUCGAUUGGGUGGAUUACCAGUGAUAUUCUGGGUGAUGCUCGGUCUAUUGGUGUUGGUAUUUCAUCUGUUCCUGGUGAAAUUGUUGUAUUCUGAGUGGAAAAAGAACGACUCAACGCCGUAUAAUUAUUAUCUAAGACAACGCUAUAUGCGAAUGCAUUAA
Molecule: messenger RNA, 912 nt
Organism: Anisakis simplex (herring worm)
Lineage: Eukaryota; Metazoa; Nematoda; Chromadorea; Rhabditida; Anisakidae
Source: the annotation of a GenBank genome assembly